UCUUAAAAGAAAGCCCUCGAAUUUCUACAAUAUUAAUACUUCCCUGCCCUCGUCGUCGUCGUCGUCGUCGUCGUCCACGUCCUCCUCUUCCUCCUCGGCCCUCUCCCCCUUCCAUGUGAAGAUUAAGGUUAGGUCUGUGGGAAACCUCGACGUCCUUCUGUCCUCUCUCUAAGAUUUCUCGGGCCAAAGCCGAUGAGCCGCCGGAGAUCCCCCUCUGCAACCGCCGCAUCCUCGCUCCUGUUUCUCCUCUUGGUGGCGAUCUCCUGCUCCGAUGGGCGUGGAGUUACGGGACCAGACCCUCACGGGGUGGAGAGAUCCGCCUUGCUGCAGUUCAAGAGCUGCGUUACUUCCGACCCUGCUGGGUUGCUCGAGAUAUGGGGCUCCGACUCCAACCACUGCUCUUGGCCUGGCGUCGCGUGCGAUGGGAAGUCACGGGUCGUCUCCCUUAAUAUCUCUGCGAAAGGCGAUGCUUUUGAACUCCCCUGCUCCCGCUCAGGCCCUCGCCGACGCAGCUGCGGCGAUUUUGACCGCAGGUUGGCUGGGACACUUGGUGUGUUUCUCCGGAGCUUGUCAGAGCUCAGGGUACUCUCCUUGCCGUUCCACGACUUUCAUGGCGAGAUCCCGGACGAUCUCUGGGGCUUGGAGAGUCUGGAAGUGCUUAACCUCGAGAGUAACUCGCUUUCUGGUGGCUUGCCCUCACGCUUCCCACGUCGGUUACGUGUGUUAAAUUUGGCUUCCAAUUUGAUCAAAGGUCAGAUCCCUCGUUCCUUCUCGAGAUGCAUGGAUUUAGAAAUCCUAGACCUAUCCGGCAACAAGGUCAACGGAACAUUUCCUAAAUUUCUUGGUGGCUUCUCCAAGCUUAGAGAGCUCUAUCUUUCUUUUAAUCGUCUUGGCGGGCCGAUUCCUGAUGAGCUAGGAUAUGGGUGCCGGAGUUUGCAAAUAUUGGACUUGUCUGGAAACUCGUUUAGGGAAAGCAUUCGGUCCAAUUUAGCAAAUUGCACUGAGCUGCGAGUUCUAAUGCUGUUUUCUAACCUUCUUGUGGGUUUUAUUCCUCCUGAUCUCGGGCGAUUGAAAAAGCUUCAGGUGUUGGACGUCUCGAGGAACAGUCUUAGUGGAUUUGUACCUGCUGAGCUAGGAAACUGCUUAGAACUGUCUGUCAUUGUUCUUCUGAAUCAGUAUGAUCCGAUGCUAGAUGAGGAAGUCUCGAGCUCUGUUGAUUUUGAUGAAUUUAAUUGUUUCCAAGGAAGACUUGUGGAAAAUAUCACAGCUCUCCCGAGGCUUAGGGUGCUUUGGGCCCCAAGGGCAACGUUUGAAGGGAUGAUUCCUAGCAACUGGGGAAUCUGUGAGAAUCUUGAGGUGGUUAAUUUAGGCCAGAAUCUUUUUCAAGGACGUAUACCACAAGCAUUUACCCAAUGCAAAAAACUUAGAUUUCUUAAUUUGAGCUCAAAUAGUUUGACUGGUUGGCUUAAUGUGGAGCUUCCAGUGCAAUGUAUGGAUGUCUUUGAUGUCAGUGGGAAUCAGUUGUCUGGCUCCAUCCCUAGGUUUGCCUACACAGAGUGCCCUUCAUCUAACAUCACACCAGAUGACCUAUCCUUUGCUUAUAUUUCAUUCUUUGCUUACAAUAGUUUUAAAGGUUUGCAAAGGCCUUUUUAUGAACUUGGUGGUGAAUUUACUAUAUAUCACAAUUUUGCAAACAAUAAUUUUACUGGCAUUCUGUCUUCUUUACCAUUGGCCAAUGGUAGGUUCCAGAACAAUACCAUCUAUGUAUUUCUUGCUAAUAGGAAUCAUCUUUUUGGGUCACUGAAUGCUAUCAUAUUGGAGAAGUGCAGCAGGGUGAGUCAUUUGCUGAUAGAUUUGAGCAACAAUAUGAUAUCUGGAAGAUUUACAUCUGAGGUAGUUGAAACAUGCCAGUCUCUUGUGGUUCUGGAUGUUGCCAGUAAUCAGAUAUCUGGAACCAUUCCUGCAAAUUUUGGGUUGUUAAGUAAUCUUAUUUGUCUGAAUUUGAGUUGGAACCAGCUGCAGGGUGAGAUACCAGCAAGUAUUACACAGUUAAAAAGCUUAAAAUAUCUCUCGUUGGCCGGUAACAAUUUCAGUGGUCACAUUCCUCCUGACAUUAUUAAAUUGCAUUCUCUUCAGGUUUUGGAUCUGUCUUCGAAUUCCCUUGCUGGUUAUAUUCCUACUGUUUUUGUGAAGAUGAGAAAUCUCACUUCCCUUUUACUUAAUAACAACAAGCUUUCUGGGUCUAUUCCUUCAGCUUUUGCCUACUUUGCAUCACUUUCAAAAUUCAAUGUUUCAUUCAAUAAUUUGUCUGGAUCAUGGCCUCUUAAUGCCAGUACAGUGAGAUGUGAUAGUGUCUUUGGAAACCCUUUGCUUCGAUCUUGUCCUGCCUACUCUCUCUCUGUUCCUUCAUAUGAUAUGCAGGCAAGCAACCAGAGUCGACAGUUAUAUAUGGAAUCAGAGUCAGCAAGUUCAUCCAGUGCUAGCAGUGGUGGCAACAGCUUUAGUUCUAUUGAAAUUGCCUCAAUUGCAUCAGCAGCAGCCAUAGUUUCAGUCCUCUUGGUUCUGAUUGGCCUUUAUAUUUACACAAGAAAGUGUGCUCCAGGCAUUAGGUCCUCUAUUAGGUCUUCUGGAAGAAAAGAAGUGUCUGUCUUUGUGGAAAUUGGGGUUCCAUUGACUUAUGAAAGUGUUGCACGAGCCACUGGUGGUUUUAAUGCAAGCAACUGCAUUGGAAGUGGAGGUUUUGGGGCCACAUACAAGGCUGAGAUUUCACCAGGAGUUCUAGUAGCUAUAAAGAGACUCGCAGUAGGAAGGUUUCAAGGUGUUCAACAGUUCCAUGCAGAGAUCAAGACUCUUGGAAGAUUGAGGCAUUCUAAUCUUGUGAUGCUGAUAGGUUACCAUCUUAGUGAUUCUGAGAUGUUUUUGAUUUACAAUUAUCUUUCAGGUGGUAAUUUGGAGAGAUUUAUACAAGAAAGGUCGAGAAGACCUGUAAAUUGGAGAAUGCUUCACAAAAUUGCUUUAGACAUUGCUUGUGCUCUUAAUUAUUUACAUGACCAAUGUGUGCCCCGUAUCCUUCAUCGAGAUGUUAAACCAAGCAAUAUAUUGUUGGACAAUGAAUAUAAUGCUUAUCUCUCAGAUUUUGGAUUGGCAAGGCUUCUAGGAAAUUCUGAGACCCAUGCAACUACUGGUGUGGCUGGAACUUUUGGGUAUGUUGCUCCUGAAUAUGCCAUGACAUGUCGCGUUUCUGAUAAAGCAGACGUUUAUAGCUAUGGCGUGGUACUAUUGGAGCUAAUUUCAGAUAAGAAAGCACUGGAUCCUUCCUUCUCCCCCUAUGGGAAUGGUUUCAACAUAGUAACUUGGGCAUCCAUGUUAUUGCAAAAAGGUCGGGCCCGUGAGUUCUUCACUGAAGGGCUUUGGGAUGUGGCUCCCCAUGAUGAUUUGGUGGAAACUUUGCAUUUGGGUGUCAAGUGUACUGUUGAUUCACUUUCUAUUAGGCCCUCAAUGAAACAAGUCGUUCAACGAUUAAGAACUCUCCAACCUCCACAUUUUGGGCGUGGUUGAUGUAUUCUUCAUGAGUGGAUGAUAUGUAUUUGUCUUCCAUCCGACUGAAGUAACUGAGCAGCCCAAGGAUGCAUUACCUGAGAGCUUUCACCAGUUUGAAUUUCAUGAUAAGCUGAUUGGUAUAAGCAAUAUUCCUUGGAAUUCUUACCCAGAAAAAUCCAUCUGAGAGCAUAUGGAAUAUUGGAGAACCUCUGGAUUUUUGAUGUGGGAACAAGAAAUACCUAAGUGAGUGAAAGGCAAUGCCAUCUUACUGUCAGUCCACUGGGAGAGGCCCAUAGUUGCUCCAUUAAACUUGUGAGGACCAUCAUAUGCAUUUAUCUGUGACAGAGGAAUCAGUCCAACGCUCUAUUUGCUGGAGCAAAUCUUCACUUAGAGUCAAGUUGUCAUCACCUUCACUGAAGCUCUCGGCCAUGAGAUGAUCGAUAUCAGAGCACAAAACUUUUAGCAGCUGUUGUCUGCUCGGGAAUCUUGUAUUUGCCACUUGAACCAAUAGCUUGGGGCAAACGCCUGACGACCCAGCCAACUCCAACUUACGUUGUAGAAGUUCAUUCACUACAUCAGGCAGUAGCUUGCGGUGAAGUUUCUCAGGUUCUGACUUCGAAUUUUUAUUGAUGGUCUCCGGUUUGACGAGGCAGCCAGACUUUGGUUGCUCUAGAACAAGAAACAAGUCAGUAUUUAUCGGAUGGUCUAAAGGGUGAAGCUGGAUCGCCAUUGUAGUGAUUUGUCUUAAUGUUAGAUCUGCGUUCAGAAGACCAGAUGUGAUGCCAACCGAGCAAUUUGAGAAAAUGAUUUUAAUAUUUUUGUAGAAUUUGGUAUUUAGGGUAUUUUGAUAAUUUUUAUAGGUUGAACUUUUUAAAUUUUGAGUUCGUUUAGGAUAUUUUAGAUUUUUAGUAUGUUUAGAAUUUUUUUUUUCUAUCGGGAUUUCUUUCCUUUCCUUGUAUUUUAAGGAUUAAAGUUUAUAUAAAUAAUUAUUUGGGGUUGAUGUAAGAAAGUUUUUGAUCAAUAUUAAGUAGGUCAUGUCA
This is a messenger RNA of Zingiber officinale, 4580 nucleotides long. RefSeq names its product LRR receptor-like serine/threonine-protein kinase RPK2. The record is from RefSeq and is a predicted model, not a curated record. Gene Ontology annotation, biological process: protein phosphorylation. NCBI's taxonomy places the organism in Eukaryota, Viridiplantae, Streptophyta, Magnoliopsida, Zingiberales, Zingiberaceae. The transcript has 4 exons. Bases 193 to 3558 code for a protein of 1121 amino acids. Gene Ontology annotation, molecular function: ATP binding; protein kinase activity; protein binding.